AUGCUAUCGUCCGGCCCAUGUCCAUGGUCUGUAGACGCUGAGGCAACUUACGCGCGUGGCUCAAGCUCCAGGCAUGCUGCCGUCCGGCGUCGGCGAGCUUUGGAGACGGCCUCUACCGGUGGCCUCGACACAGAAGGGGGGCCCGGUAGGUCGGAGGCUGCGAAGCAUUGGUCACCGGGAAAUUUAUAUAGGACAGAUCUUGAUGUAUUCGUCAAGUGCAGGCUGCAAGGGUCGAGAAUGCAGAAAGUGUUGACAUAG
Molecule: messenger RNA, 258 nt
Organism: Plenodomus lingam JN3
Lineage: Eukaryota; Fungi; Ascomycota; Dothideomycetes; Pleosporales; Leptosphaeriaceae
Source: RefSeq, a predicted model, not a curated record